This is a messenger RNA of Paramisgurnus dabryanus, 3152 nucleotides long. It is a transcript of the gene gnb1a, whose product is annotated as guanine nucleotide binding protein (G protein), beta polypeptide 1a. NCBI's taxonomy places the organism in Eukaryota, Metazoa, Chordata, Actinopteri, Cypriniformes, Cobitidae. Gene Ontology annotation, molecular function: protein binding. Gene Ontology annotation, biological process: signal transduction. The record is from RefSeq and is a predicted model, not a curated record.
GGGGUUUCCCAGGCUCGAGAACAGGGUCACCGCACCCAUCUUCCGUUUGACGGGCGGCCGGAGCUCUCGAUCAUCAUCAUCAGCGCGUCUCGUUACAACAGUAGUAGUAGAUUUGACUGAAGCAGCUGUCUCUUGAUUUGCAUCGACGGUUGUGCAGCGGUCGCGGGUUUAGGGAGUGCCGCUGAUCUAACGGACCGUCCGCCGGCCCUUAACGGCAGCUGUGGAUCUCCGUUCGCUGUUUACAGUCAAUGAGAGGAACACAACAAACUGCGGCGACUGAACACAGAUCCGUGCGAGAGCCAGUGAGUGGACGGAGUAAAGCCCAUCGUCUAGAGGAAAAUGAGCGAACUCGACCAGUUGCGUCAGGAGGCUGAACAGCUGAAGAACCAGAUCAGAGAUGCGCGGAAAGCAUGCGCAGACGCCACCCUCUCCCAGAUCACAGCAAACAUUGAUCCUGUGGGCCGGAUUCAGAUGCGCACUAGACGGACACUAAGGGGACAUUUGGCAAAGAUCUACGCCAUGCACUGGGGCACUGACUCGAGGCUGCUUGUCAGUGCUUCCCAGGAUGGAAAACUGAUUAUCUGGGACAGCUAUACUACAAACAAGGUCCAUGCGAUUCCUCUGCGCUCCUCUUGGGUCAUGACGUGUGCUUAUGCUCCAUCUGGAAACUACGUGGCCUGCGGAGGUCUAGAUAACAUUUGUUCAAUCUACAACCUAAAGACCCGCGAGGGGAACGUUCGCGUCAGCCGGGAGUUGGCCGGACACACAGGUUAUCUGUCCUGUUGCCGUUUCCUGGAUGAUAAUCAGAUUGUCACAAGCUCGGGUGACACCACCUGUGCCCUCUGGGAUAUUGAGACCGGGCAGCAGACGACCACAUUUGCAGGUCACACGGGUGAUGUGAUGUCACUGUCUUUGGCCCCAGACACUCGUUUGUUUGUGUCAGGGGCAUGCGAUGCUUCAGCUAAGCUUUGGGACGUUAGAGAAGGCAUGUGCAGACAAACCUUUACAGGCCACGAGUCCGACAUCAAUGCCAUCUGCUUCUUCCCCAACGGCAACGCGUUUGCAACAGGCUCAGACGACGCCACCUGCAGGCUGUUUGAUCUGCGUGCCGAUCAGGAGCUGAUGGUUUAUUCUCAUGACAACAUCAUCUGUGGGAUCACAUCUGUGGCUUUCUCUAAGAGCGGACGCCUGCUGCUGGCGGGUUAUGAUGAUUUUAACUGUAAUGUGUGGGACGCUCUGAAAGCUGACCGCGCAGGUGUUUUGGCGGGUCAUGAUAAUCGCGUCAGCUGCUUGGGAGUAACUGAUGAUGGUAUGGCUGUGGCUACAGGAUCCUGGGACAGUUUCCUAAAGAUCUGGAAUUAAAACUAUGACGGCAAGACUCUACGGUUGACUGGAAGACCGUUCCAAUAUUGAAAUGUUCAGUUUUAUUGUCCUUUCUGCUCCUCUUCACACACACACACACACACAACAGAACUGACCCCAACAUCUCUAAAUGAUAAGAAAAAUCUCUUCUUUGGGAAAAAAACAAGAGCACAAUUGUAUCACUCAGCUAGAUUGUAGUUAAGUGGAUAAAGGUUGGUAAUUGUGCGGAUUCCUUCUGGGACCAUUUGAUCUGAAAGACACUCAUUCAUUCCACUGCUGUUAUCAUUACGCUAACAUCCACGGCAUCAUUAGAAAGUCUUUUUAAAACAAACUAGCUCGAUAUCUUUCUGGGCCUUUUUAUUUUUUGGACCCCUUCCCAAGAUUUAAAAUUGAGAAGCACAGGCGUGCUUUUGACUCCUAGGUUUUUUUAUGUAUUUUAGGAUCAGGGUCGUAGUUGGAAUAUUAAACAAGCAUGACAUCAUUAAUGUUGUGGAAAUCUGUCAAAGCUUCACUGCGGAUUUGAUCAGGGGUCCACUAGCUGCUAUCAGGCCUCUGUAUAUUUAGUCCAGGAAUUUUGUUUUCUGGUCUUGUUGCAAACAUUAACGUUUGUAAACGAGUACGGUUGUUUUGCAUAUAUGUAAUAUUGUUAAAAUAUGUUAACUAAGCACGUGCUGUUCAUGAUAACAAAUGCUCGAAUUUCGAAGAUGAUGACCAUGUCAAUUUUAUCCAUGUUUCUCCUUAUGCUUUUUUGUAGAGUUCAAUGAAGAUUAACCAAUCAUUAAAUUUUUUAUGUUGUUUUUUUCUUACCUGUUUGCUGUAGAGGAUGUUGACAGUAGGAUUGGGGCAGUUUCAUUUUUCAACAGAGGUGCCCAUCUUGUGCUUGGAAAACAGUUACUGCUCUGUGAAUGACAUGUUGUAUAAAUCAAUGUUUGAAAAUAAUGAUAUUGAAAACUUUUUAAGUUAAAAAUGGAAACGAAUCUUCUUUUGGUUGUCUGCCAUGGGUGGGAAACUCGUAGACUUGCAUGCUGUAGAAUUGCUUAAAAGAGGUGCAUAUGAAACUAAGUCCUUGAUGUUUUUCUUUUCUUAAAAAAAUAACCUGUUGAAUAGAUCAUCACAGUAUUUAUUUCUUUUUCUUUUAUUUCUGUUUGUUUUGUGUUUGCUACUCUGUGCAUACAUGCUUCAGUUUCAACGCUUCAGAGCUAUGCACUUAAGAGAAGCAAAGAUAACAGAAGACACGACGGUUCUGUCCCAUACACAUGCACACAGAGACACACACACACUGACCCUGUAAAAACACACACACACACACACACACACACUCGAAGAACAAAGACAGUCUCAUUCUCUCUCUGUAGCAAAACAACAUUUCUGAUACAAAGAUGAUGCUAGAAACAUUUUGUAACAAACAGGUUUUUGUUCUUUAAUAUAAAAAGCAGAAUUGAAUGGGAGAAUCUGUUGUUUCCACUUGACGCGUAUCUAAGAGAUGCUCUCUUUUCUCGGCUGUAGUGAGAUUUCGUUUCAUCCUCCGUAACAUUCUGUACAGAAACGCGACACCUCCUGUCAUUGUAUGUUAGGCCUGGAGUUGGCAACACAAAUAAAGAUUAAAAAUGAACUAAGUUUUCUCUUUCCCUCUCUUCAUACCAGUAACUUGCUCUGCAUUCUCUACUGUAAUCUUAUUCAUCUUUUGUAUUUAAUUUUAAAGUCAGUGUACAACAGAAAGCUGGAUGCAAGAUAGAAACUAUAUUAAAACGUACUGUUAUUUAAAAUAUAAUAAAAGCAGUUUGAGACGA